Molecule: messenger RNA, 1268 nt
Organism: Paramormyrops kingsleyae
Lineage: Eukaryota; Metazoa; Chordata; Actinopteri; Osteoglossiformes; Mormyridae
Gene: c1qbp
Product: complement component 1, q subcomponent binding protein
Biological process (GO): cytosolic ribosome assembly
Cellular component (GO): mitochondrial matrix
Source: RefSeq, a predicted model, not a curated record
GUACAUCUGGUAGUCUCAUUAAAUCUGCUGGUUUGUAAUUAGUAAUUAAUAAUUUUCUUCUGCGAUUAUCCAGCUAAACCGGUCGCUAGUUUGCAAUUGCUCUUUACUCUUCAUGCUGAAGUCCCUGGCGCGGAUCGUAAGCGGCGGGGUCCGUCUCGCCACCUCCUCGGCCUCCCGCGUGCUGGAGCCAGCUGGCCGGUCGGAGUUAAAUCUCACGAAAUUAGCGACAGUCCGACCUUUUACUCGCUCUCUGUGGAUGAUGAGCAAAAACGGAGGAGGACACAGGCCCGGCUUUCUCAAUUCAAACCAGCACAUCCAGCCUGCUUCGUGUGGCUGUGGAGGACUCCACACGGAAGGAGACAAAGCUUUUGCGGAGUUCCUAUCGGAUGAGAUAAAAGAGGAGAAGAAGAUCCAAAAAAGCAAAUCGCUUCCUACGAUGUCUGGAGGCUGGGAGGUGGAACUGAACGGCACGGAAGCAAAGCUAAUUAAGAAAGCAGAUGGAGAAACGGUGACUGUCACGUUCAAUGUGAACAACAGUAUCCCACCUAACUUUGAGGAAGAACCAGAGGAAGGACAGAAACCAUCUGAGAAUGAGCCAGAAAUCGUCUCAACACCCAACUUUGUGGUUGAAGUAACGAAACAAGGUGCAAAGCAUUCAUUGGUAUUUGACUGUCAUUAUCCUGAAGAUGAGACGGGACGUGGGGAAGAAGAGGAGGAGGGUGACACCUUUGCCAUCCGGGAAGUCAGCUUCCAGCCAGCUGGAGAUGAUGAUUGGAAGGAGACCAGCUAUACCCUUAACACAGAUUCCCUGGACUGGGCCCUGUAUGACCACCUGAUGGACUUCCUGGCUGAGCGGCGGGUGGAUAACACUUUUGCUGAGGAGCUCAUGGAGCUGAGCACUGCGCUGGAGCACCAGGAAUACAUCAAGUUUCUGGAAGAUCUGAAAAGCUUCAUCAAGUGCUAGUAAGCUAUAGGCUGCUGGUCCAGAGCUUACUACAGUCUCCCUGUUGAUGACCAUGUACUAAUUAAAAAAAAAUCCUGUGACAGAAUGUGCCGAUACUUACAUUUCGGUUAAGUUGUUCAGAUGUUUAAUGGUAAGGUCUUGGGGGGCAUUGAAGUGUGAAUUACCAUAAAUGGGUGGCCCAAUAUUUAAGAAAUGGUUCCAGAUAAUUGGCUGCAGGGUGCAUUGUUAACUUUGUUGAAACGUGUUCAGCUACUGGCUUCCUGCGAGAACCUUGUUCAAUAAAGAUGAUGCAUUUUGUGACAAA